Messenger RNA from Condylura cristata (star-nosed mole), 1609 nucleotides. RefSeq names its product tRNA isopentenyltransferase 1 (gene TRIT1). The record is from RefSeq and is a predicted model, not a curated record. NCBI's taxonomy places the organism in Eukaryota, Metazoa, Chordata, Mammalia, Eulipotyphla, Talpidae. The coding region runs from base 4 to 1407 and encodes 467 amino acids. Gene Ontology annotation, biological process: tRNA modification. Gene Ontology annotation, molecular function: ATP binding; tRNA dimethylallyltransferase activity. Gene Ontology annotation, cellular component: mitochondrion. The transcript is spliced from 11 exons.
AAAAUGGCGGCAGCGGCGGCUGCACGAGCAGUUUCUUUGGGUCCAGGGCUCUCGGGCCUGCGACCGGCGCUGCCACUUGUAGUGAUUCUUGGGGCCACGGGCACCGGUAAGUCCACCCUGGCGUUGCAGCUAGGCCAGCGGCUCGGUGGCGAGAUCGUCAGUGCUGACUCCAUGCAGGUUUAUGAAGGCUUAGACAUCAUCACCAACAAGGUUUCUGCCCAAGAGCAGAGAAUGUGCCAGCACCACAUGAUCAGCUUUGUGGAUCCUCUUGUGACAAAUUACACAGUAGUGGACUUCAGGAACAAGGCAACUGCUCUGAUUGAAGAUAUAUUUGCCCGAAACAAAAUUCCUAUUGUCGUGGGAGGAACCAAUUAUUACAUUGAAUCUCUGCUCUGGAAAGUUCUUGUCAAUACGAAGCCCCAGGAGAUGGGCGCUGAGAAAGUGAUUGACCGGAAAGCAGAGCUUGAAAAGGAGGAUGGCCCUGCACUCCACAAUCGCCUACGCCAGGUGGACCCAGAGAUGGCUGCCAAACUGCACCCACAUGACAAGCGCAAAGUGGCCAGGAGCUUGCAAGUUUUUGAAGAAACAGGAAUCACUCAUAGUGAAUUUCUUCACCGUCAACAUGCAGAAGAAGGUGGUGGUCCUCUUGGAGGCCCUCUGAGGUUCCCUAACCCUUGCAUCCUCUGGCUUCAUACUGACCAGAAAGUUCUAGAUGAGCGCUUGGAUAAGAGGGUGGAUGACAUGCUUGCUGCUGGGCUCUUGGAUGAACUAAGAGAUUUUCACAGACGCUAUAAUGAGAAGAAAGUUGCUGAAAAUAGCCAGGACUAUCAGCAUGGUAUCUUCCAGUCAAUUGGCUUCAAGGAAUUUCACGAGUACCUGAUCACUGAGGGAAAAUGCACACCAGAGACUAGUAACCAGCUUCUAAAGAAAGGUAUUGAGGCUCUGAAACAGGUGACGAAGAGAUAUGCCCGGAAGCAGAACCGAUGGGUUAAAAAUCGCUUUUUGAGUAGACCCGGUCCCAGUGUUCCCCCGGUGUAUGGCCUAAAAGUAUCUGAUGUCUCCAAAUGGGAGGAGUCUGUCCUUGAACCUGCUCUGGAAAUCGUGCAAAGUUUCAUCCAGGGUCUUAAACCUACAGCAGCUCCAAUAAAGAUGUCAUGCAAUGAAACUGAAAACAAAAGAAGUUAUCAUACAUGUGAACUCUGUGAUCGCAUCAUUCUUGGGGACCGAGAAUGGACAGCACAUAUAAAGUCCAAAUCCCAUGUGUACCAACUGAAGAAAAGAAGAAGACUGGACUCAGAUGCCGUCAGCCCCACAGAAAGUCAGUGUAUUUCCCUAGACUGUGACAAUCAGCUUAAAGAGAAGGGAUCCCCAGGGCAGAAGGAUGGAGAGCUGAAGUCCAGUGUUUAAGAAACAAGUCCAGUGGCCUUUGGAAAGGUGGCAGGAGUCCAGUUCUGGAGGGAGGGCUGUGUCUGUCUCAGUCUGGCCUGAGGAGUGCUGUGCAGAAAGCUCCCGCCAUUUUCCUCCAUUCAGUGGUGUGGUUUUUUGUUUGUUUGUUUGUUUGUUUUUUAAAGAUUUAUUUAUUUAUACAGAACUGUGGUACAGGCCAGAG